AUGGCGCCCUCCGCAAUGGCUGAUGUAGCGCCAAUGCAGCUACCCGUCUAUUCAAAACACUCAAACAAGGUUGCUGCCUCCGUCUUGUACGGGCCUCGAGAUUUGCGAUUAGAAGUAAGAAGCAUCGAGGCGCCUGGUUUUGGUGAACUACAAAUUGCCAUCAAAUCCACUGGUAUAUGUGGCUCAGAUGUCUCAUAUUAUAAAAAGUUCGCCAAUGGCGACCUAUGUGCUUGCGCUCCUCUGUCCCUUGGCCAUGAAUCGUCCGGUACGGUCGUGGCUGUUGGGCCCCAGGUCGGUGGAUUCAAGGUUGGUGACCGUGUUGCUCUAGAAGUUGGCGUUCCUUGUGGCCAGUGUGGUAUCUGCCGAAAAGGCAGGUAUAAUCUGUGCAAGAAAAUGCGAUUCAGGAGUAGUGCCAAGAGUGUCCCUCACUAUCAAGGGACUCUUCAAGAGAGGAUAAAUCAUCCGGCAAUCUGGUGUCAUAAACUACCAGAUCAAGUUUCCUUCGAAGCCGCUGCCCUACUUGAACCCCUCUCCGUUGCUAUCCAUGCUGUAAAUCGUGCUACUCCCACGCCGGGUUCUACAGCUCUGGUCAUUGGCGCUGGGACAGUUGGACUUUUGACUGCUGCGAUGGCACGUCAAUCUGGUUGCACGUCAGUCACUAUCACUGAUGUGGACGCUGGCCGUGUUGGAUAUGCACUGAAAAAGGGCUUCGCUACCCAUGGCUUCGUUGUUCCUAAUCCGUCAAAUACUUCAUCCGGCAGCUCGGUAUUCACAGAUUCUGGAAGCUCCACCCCCUUAGAUCCUGGUGCGAUGACACCAGCAAGUUUGUUUUCCAACUCAAUUCACGACCGUCUCGAAACCGCGAAAGGUCUCGCGGCUGAUAUACUUUCCUUGACGAGGCCGCCGUUAAGCCUACAGGACGAUGAUGAAGACGAAGGCGUUGACGUGACGUUUGAGUGUACUGGAAAAGAAGCUUGUAUGCACACUAGCCUUUACGCUACUCGUCCGGGUGGUAAAGUCAUCAUGGUGGGCAUGGGUACACCGAUUCAGACAAUUCCAAUGUCUGCUGCACACCUAAGAGAAGUAGAUAUUCUGGGAAUAUUUCGAUAUGCGAAUACAUACGGAACCGGCAUAAGACUACUCUCUACUCAGGGGCAGGGUGGAGCUGGCUUCACCUUACCAAGUCUCGACGACAUGGUAACCCAUCGAUUCAAAGGUCUCGGCGCUGCAAAACAUGCUUUCGAACUUGCUAGCAGGACUAUGGAUGAUGACGGCAAUCUCGUGCUAAAAGUCGUCAUCGAGGCUUAA
Molecule: messenger RNA, 1308 nt
Organism: Daldinia childiae
Lineage: Eukaryota; Fungi; Ascomycota; Sordariomycetes; Xylariales; Hypoxylaceae
Product: Sorbitol dehydrogenase
Exons: 3
Coding region: 1-1308 (435 amino acids)
Biological process (GO): D-sorbitol catabolic process
Molecular function (GO): zinc ion binding; L-iditol 2-dehydrogenase (NAD+) activity
Source: RefSeq, a predicted model, not a curated record